CCCAGACCGACUGACCUGCUUACCUCCCUACCUUACGUACCUGUCUCUAGCUGGCGCCUCUAAUGCCCCAGGCCCUAGGACUAGGGGCGUACUUUAAGCUGUCCGGGCGCAUCAUAACAAUGGACUAACGGUCGACGGGGGUGUAAUGCGGAAAGAAAAAAAAGAGCCACACCCACGGUCCCACGUCCUAGCGUCCCAUGUUCCAAUGUCCCACCUCUCACGUCCCCAUCCGGCCGGCAAUAAGAAUCACCAACUUUCCUCCUCUCUUCCUCAUCCUUCCCCAUGGUCUUCACAUUGCACUGUCCUACCUUAUAUUGCCUGCUUCUCCUCUGAGUUCUGCUUCUGCGACUUCUGUGUACCAUCUUCUGUGUCCCACAGCUACGGAAAAAAACCCGGACUCAGAAAAUACCCCUCCUUCCACCUCGUUGUUCCUGUCCUCCCCCUCCACCGUCACACUCACACUCGCCCUCAUACUCACACGCACACUCUCACUCCUGUCUGCGCCAUCACUCCUACACCCGGUAUAUCCAAGUGCGAACACGCCAGCACGCAACAGCUUUCUCCUCUCUGGAACAGCUCUGUAUCGAAACCAUACCCAGCCCUGCCGUCGCCCCUCUUCCGAGAAUCCUGGGCCCUGCCAUCGCUUGUCAACCAAUCCUACCAACUCUCUUAGGUCCAGACCCUGGUGUCCUUUCUCUGCCAAUCCCCGUACUACUCUACUCGGGCCCGUUCUGUUCCACUUGAUACAGUCCAGAUCCAUCUUUGUAAGUCCUGCCCUGUGCUCCUCGGCGUGCUGCGCUUGCGAAAUUUGAAACCCCUAUCACUGGUGACCUCAUAUUCCGUGCCCCUCUAUCCCGGAUCCUCCCACCGACAGCGAGUGCUUUGCUGGGACAGGGAGUACCAGAGAGCGUGUUGUACGACGAAUGGGCCAGUGUUUGCCAUAUCGAAUGGCAACUCUCAUGCUGUCUUAUACCUCUCGCUACGUCCCGGCUCCUUCGAGGCGACCGUUGAGGUUUACUCGGGAUAGAUCCGUUGUCGCUAUAAAGAGACGCCUAAGUGAUCAAUUUGUCGCCUCUUGUCCAACCUCCAACCAUAU
This is a messenger RNA of Ilyonectria robusta, 1096 nucleotides long. RefSeq lists its product as uncharacterized. The record is from RefSeq and is a predicted model, not a curated record. Bases 198 to 812 code for a protein of 204 amino acids. NCBI's taxonomy places the organism in Eukaryota, Fungi, Ascomycota, Sordariomycetes, Hypocreales, Nectriaceae. The transcript has a single exon.